Messenger RNA from Corythoichthys intestinalis (scribbled pipefish), 1694 nucleotides. RefSeq names its product class I histocompatibility antigen, F10 alpha chain-like. The transcript is spliced from 8 exons. The record is from RefSeq and is a predicted model, not a curated record. Gene Ontology annotation, biological process: immune response. NCBI's taxonomy places the organism in Eukaryota, Metazoa, Chordata, Actinopteri, Syngnathiformes, Syngnathidae. Bases 137 to 1255 code for a protein of 372 amino acids. Gene Ontology annotation, cellular component: external side of plasma membrane.
GGUCAUGUGAUUUCCCAGAAAUUCACAUUUGGCGAAAGUGAAAGCAAAUUAACGUUAUAUAACCCAGCUCAGGUAAACGCUUCGAACACUUUGUCUGAUAUUCGAGGGUCGACGUCGGACUGAAAAGGAGGCAAAAAUGUGCAAGAUGAAGGAGUUGGUGGCACUUUUGCUGGUGGCUGUGCAAAUUCAAAACGUCAAGCCCGUGAUCCACACGCUCAAGUAUAUCGAGACUGCCUCGUCACAAAUUCCAAACUUCCCAGAGUACUUGGAGGUGGGUUAUGUUGACGGUGUUCAGAUUACCCACUAUGACAGCAAGAGCGGGAAAUAUCGACCCAAACAGGAGUGGAUGAACAAAAUCACAGCCGAGGAUCCACGCUACUGGGAGAGAGAAACACAGAGGAAUAUUGGUAAUCAGCAGGUGGCCAAAGUCAACAUUGAAAUUGCUAAAGAGCGCUUCAACCAAACUGGAGGUGUUCACAUGAUCCAGCGGAUGUAUGGCUGCGAAUGGGACGAUGAGACCGGCGAGGUGGACGGUUGGCGACACGACGCUUACGACGGAGAAGACUUUAUAUCGUUUGAUUUGAAGGGACUGAGGUGGAUCGCGGUCAAGCCGCAAGCUGUCGUCACCAAACACAAGUGGGAACAAUUUGAUCUUCAAUACCGGAAGCAUUACUACACUGAGAUUUGCCCUUCCUACUUGAAGAAGCACGUUCGCAAUGGGAGGGACUUCCUCAUGAGAACAGAGCUUCCGCGGAUCUCCCUGCUGCAGAAGACGUUGCGGUCGCCGGUGACAUGCCACGCCACAGGAUUCUACCCCAGGGAGGCCGACCUGUUUUGGAAGAAGGAUGGCAAGCAGCUCUUUGAGGAUGUGGAGAUGGGCGACACCCUCCCCAAUCACGACGGGACCUUCCAGACCACCGCCGACCUCAUAGUGGUGGACGCCAACGCCAAGUACGAGUGCGUCUUCCAGCUGGCCGGCGUCCCGGAGGACGUCAUCGUCCCGCUGGACCAUGCGAAGAUCCUGAGCAACGAGCGCAUUGAAGCGGAAGAAAGGAGGAAGAUGGCGCUGGCUGUCGGCAUCCCACUGGCGUCCCUCGCCCUGAUUCUCACGAUCGUUGUUGUCGGCAUUGUUGUCCAACGCAAAAAAGCCAAAUACACCAAAGCUGCCAAUUCUGAGCAAUCCUCCUCCGAGAGCGCUCCUGAGACCGCUUCUUCUACCGACGAGUCCCUUUUAGCCAAGCCCGCUCCCGAGUGAGACGCCUUCACACAGUUUUGGAAGACAAGUGCGAUGUCCGAUCUCUCGUCAUCUCCUAUUUGAAAACAUGGGAUGUGUAAUUCAUGUGGACCAUUUGUGCAAUGAGGACUUUUCCGCUGAUUUUUAUAUAUUUUAUUGUAUGUAUUAAGUUUUUUGUCUCCUUUUGAUCCGUUUACUUUGGUUGAAAUCCACCACAAUUAACGUUUUAUUCUUCCUACGAAAGAUUUAUGCCACUUUUUUUGUCUUUUCUUUGAAAAUACAACUGGGAUUUUAGUUUCAGAAAGGGUUUAACUUCAAUUAAGAAUGGUGUUAUGCGGGUUGUUGAUUGAACUUGGUGUUUGUAGGUUGGGAAGAAGGAGUACUAAAAAAUCUACCCAUGUAAAAGUACUCUUACAUUGGUGAAAUUUUACUCAAAUAAACAUUUUGGUGUAAAAAAAAA